This is a messenger RNA of Triticum turgidum subsp. durum (durum wheat), 1011 nucleotides long. NCBI's taxonomy places the organism in Eukaryota, Viridiplantae, Streptophyta, Magnoliopsida, Poales, Poaceae. The record is from the annotation of a GenBank genome assembly.
AUGCUCCGCCUCCGAAGCUGCAUCCUCGCCCACCUUCUAUCCUCCCCCACCUCCUGCCACCGAUCCCCUUCCCCUCUCCGCCGUCUCCUCUCGGCCGCCGCACCCCCCAUUCCCCCACGCACCGGUUUCGCGGUCGAGGAGUACCUGGUUGACACCUGCGGCCUCACCCGAGCACAGGCGCUGAAGGCCUCCACGAAGCUCUCCCACCUCAGAUCCCCCACCAAGCCAGACGCCGUCCUCGCCUUCCUCGCCGGCCUCGGACUCUCCACCGCAGACGUCGCCGCUGCCGUCGCCAGGGACCCGCAGCUCCUCUGCGCCGGCGUGGAGAGGACCCUGUCCCCCAUCGUAGCCGGGCUCACCGGCCUCAGUCUGCCGCAUUCCGAGAUCGCGCGCCUCCUCUCGCUCUCCUUCCGCUGCAAAUCCGUCGUCUCCAAGGUGCACUACUACCUGCGCCUCUUCGGAUCUUCCGACAAGUUCCUCCAAGCGUUCAAGCGUAACAACCGUCUCCUCUCCCACAGCCUCGAGAGGGUGGUCAAGGCAAAUGUGGCGUUACUGCAGGAGUGCACGCUAGGUGCUUGCGACAUUGCCAAGGUGUGUACCACUGUGCCAAGGAUGCUCACCGCCAGUGCGGAACAAAUACAGGCGGCGGCGGCGUUCGCCGAAGGUCUUGGUGUGCCCCGUGGCUCCGUGAUGUUCAGGAAAAUUCUGCUGUAUGUCGAAUUGCUCGGCGAGGACAAGAUUGCCGCCAAAGUGAAGUACUUGAAGAGCACCUUGGGCUGGUCGGAUGCUGAGGAUCCGUCUGUGCUGAGGAGGUCAAAGAACAUGCUGCAGCGCAGAUCCGAGUUCCUUCUCUCUGAGUUGGGGUUGGAGCCGGCCUACAUUGCUCAUCGAUCGGCAAUGCUCACUUACAGCCUGGAGGGCCGGCUCAGACCCUGCUACUAUGUUGUGAAAUUUCAGAAGGAAAAUGGGUUGCUAGCGCACAGCCAUAGCUACUAUAAAGCACUGCUUUAG